CGUUACCCAAGCUUGUUCCAGUUUGCUCUUUCAUCUAAAGGAAAAGUUUUAAAUAUGAGUGAAGAUACAGUUCGUGUUGCUGUGCGUGUUCGUCCUUUGGUACAAACAGAAAUAGAAAAAGGUUGCCAACCAUGUUUAGAAGUAGUUCCUGGUGAACCACAAAUUGUUAUACGCAAUACAGAUAAAGCUUUCACAUUUAAUUAUGUCUUUCCUUCUAAUAUUGGUCAAGAGGAGUUUUAUAAAACAGCCAUUAAAGGGAUGGUAGGAAAUAUUUUCCAAGGAUAUAAUGUAACUAUAUUAGCGUAUGGUCAAACUGGAAGUGGAAAAACUCAUUCAAUGGGUACAAACUAUGUGGAAUCAGAGGAUACAGGAAUAAUCCCACGAGCAAUACAUGACAUAUUUGAUAUGAUUCAAUUAAAAGAAGGUUGGAGUUUUAAAGUUACAGUUUCAUUUAUGGAACUCUAUCAGGAACAGCUAUAUGAUCUGUUGACUGACAAACAACGAAAUCAAUCGAUUGUCGAUAUUAGAGAUGAUGGUAAAAAUAUAAAAAUUUCUGGCCUAGUAGAAAAAGAAGUCACAAAUGCAGAUGAAGCACUACAAUGCUUGACCCAUGGAUCUCUAGGUCGUGUAACUGGUGCCACGGCUAUGAAUGCCCAAAGCAGUCGUAGCCAUGCUAUUUUUACAGUAAGCAUAUACCAGCAAAAACUGGAUGAUCCUAAUACUGCAACUGCAGCCAAAUUCCACCUAGUGGAUUUAGCUGGAUCCGAACGCAGUAAAAAAACUCAAGCAACCGGAGAAAGAUUUAAGGAAGGAGUAAAUAUAAAUAAAGGCUUAUUGGCACUAGGAAACGUUAUAUCUCAAUUAGGAGAAGGUGGUUCUAUGUCAUAUGUUGGAUACCGAGACAGUAAAUUGACACGAUUGUUACAAGAUUCCCUUGGUGGUAAUUCUAUGACACUGAUGAUAGCAUGUGUUAGUCCAGCAGAUUAUAAUUUGGAUGAAACUCUUAGUACAUUGAGAUACGCAGACAGAGCACGAAAAAUAAAGAACAAACCUGUAGUAAAUCAAGAUCCAAAAGUUUCUGAAAUAAACAGGCUAAACAAAGUGGUGCAAGAGUUAAAGCUUGCUUUGAUAGAUCAAGAAGUUAGGAUUUCUUGUCCAGCAGAACAUCAGGAACUCGAAAAGAUAAAUCAGUCACUGCAAGCGAAGAUUAGAGACUUAACUGAAAAACUAAAUACAAAUUUAAUUGAAUUUGUAGGAACAUUAGAAAAAGCCGAACUAGUUGAACAGGCAAGGGAAAAAAUCCAGGAAGAUAUAAUGAAGAUAUUAGACCAAUGCAAAGAGCUGCUAGAUGAUUUUGAUAAAAAUCCUGAUGCAUGUGCUAAUCACCGUACAAAAAUAGAAGCAUUGUAUAUAAAAAUUCUUGAUAUCGAGAAAGAUCAGAAGAAAACAUCAAAGCAGCUUAUAAACUGUGGAAUGGAACCUAUUGAUUCAAAAACAUUUACGAUGUAUGAGGGUAAUGAGGAACAAACAUCUUUGAAUGAAUUAAACUCUGAAAAUAACGAUAGUCUCGACGAUUUGGAUGGAAAAGAAGAAGAACAUACUUUGUUUCAAGUUAAAAGAAACGACAAAGUACAAGACAUCAACAAAGAACUGGCCAUUAAGGAAGGUCUGAUGUCUCAGCUGUUGAAAAACUCGUCUCAAUUGAUUGAUUAUUCAAAGGAAUUACAAGAAAUGGAGCAAGAGAUAAAAACACUUCAAAUGGAAAGGGAAGAGCUGUUGCUAGCACUGCAAACUGUUCAGGCGAAUAACGUUCCUUCAAAGUUGGCGGAAUCUCGACGGAAAAAGGUCCAAGAAUUGGAGAAAAAGAUAUCGGACAUGAAGCGCAAGAUCUCGGAACAAGAUAGAAUAGUUAAAAUAAAAGAGAAACAAGAUCAACAGAUAAGACAGUUAUCUAAUGAAAUGAAAUCAUUGAAGCAGACUAGAGUGAAAUUAAUUCGACAAAUGCGGAGCGAAUCCAAUAGGUUUGUAAAGUGGAAAGAAUCUAAAGAGAAAGAAUUGAAUAGAUUGAAGAAUCAGAAUAGGAAACAAACCAAUGAAGUGACCCGUUUGAAAACGUGGCAUAAUCAACAGGAAAUUGUAUUUAAAAGAAAAAUGGAAGAAGCUUUUGCAGUUAACAAAAGAUUAAAGGACGCCCUAGACUUGCAGAAAAGAGCAGCAACAAUGAGGAAAGAAAAAGCUAAUAAUACAGAUAAAAUAAAAAAUUGGUUGACUCAAGAGGUACAAAUAUUAGUGAGCACUGUAGACGCGGAAUAUUCGUUAGAAAAAUUAAUGCAAGAUAGAGCAUCAUUGGCAGCUAUGUUGGAGAAAUUUCGGAAUAGCACUGAUCCAAAUAUAGAACAGAUAUCUGAGCUUACUGAAUUUUUAGAUUUACGUAAUACACAAAUUACAGAUCUUCAACAAAAAAUAGUUGAAUCGGAUCAGGAAAACCGAGUAAAUACAAGAUUGCAAAAAAUCCAUUCGAUGGACGAAGCAAAAACUGUAGUAAAAAUGUUAUUCAAACAGACUGCGGAAAGUAGAAAAAUGCAAUGCUCAAAGGCGUGUGAAUACAAUGAUCUUCUGGAAAAAUAUGAAUUGUUGCAAGCACAAAUGAAUGAGUAUCGAGUGAAAGAAAAAGAAAGACGUCUUUCAAAACAGCUCGUAUUAAAGGACACCGCAAAUCGUAGUUCAGACUUUGAAGAUGAGGAGAAUACGAAAUUAAAAGCAGAAUUAGAACAUUCUAAAGAAAAGUGCCAGCGUCUAGAACAAUCAGUUUUAACAGAAGUCAAGAAUAAAAAUGAGAUGUCCAAAUCAAUAGCUAAAAGACAGACACGAGAUAUAAAAUUAAUGAAUGAAAACUGUAAUCCUGAAGCAGAUGACACUAUUGUCGACGAUGAAGACGACGUCAGAAGAGAUCCAGAUUGGAUACGAACACCACUUUAUAAUCGAAUACGUAAACUUUUGAACACAACAAAAGAUAUUUCCGCUGAGCGGUCUACACUGAAACGAACAUCGGAUGAAGAAAUAAAAUGUGGUUGCAAAACAAAAUGUGCAACUCGGGUUUGUUCUUGUCGGAAGAAUAAAGUUAUAUGCGGUAAUUGCGGUUGUAAUCCUGAACUUUGUCAGAACAAAGAUUUAAAAAAUCUGAAUCGACCCUUAUUUGAUUAUAACACUGAAGAUAGUGAUAAACUGGUAAAGAAACAGAGACUGGCGGAACCUGAGUAAGAAUUAGUAUAGGGACUAGUAUAAGUUUAGCUAAAUAAAAGAUAGUUUAAGUUUAAUUAUAAUUAUUUCUAUUUUUGCAACA
Messenger RNA from Dufourea novaeangliae, 3343 nucleotides. RefSeq names its product chromosome-associated kinesin KIF4 (gene Klp3A). The transcript is spliced from 12 exons. NCBI's taxonomy places the organism in Eukaryota, Metazoa, Arthropoda, Insecta, Hymenoptera, Halictidae. Gene Ontology annotation, molecular function: ATP binding; microtubule binding; microtubule motor activity. Gene Ontology annotation, biological process: mitotic spindle organization; microtubule-based movement. The record is from RefSeq and is a predicted model, not a curated record. Bases 55 to 3261 code for a protein of 1068 amino acids.